This is a messenger RNA of Ambispora gerdemannii, 750 nucleotides long. The record is from the annotation of a GenBank genome assembly. Lineage: Eukaryota; Fungi; Glomeromycota; Glomeromycetes; Archaeosporales; Ambisporaceae.
AUGACUCUAUUUCGUGUUCUACUCUUAUUACUUUGCUUCAGCUCAUUGCUAUACAAUAUUGUUUUUUCAGAGACAGUGACAGAAACUGAGGAAGAAGUAGAACAAGAACAGUUAUAUGAACACAAGUACACCAUAUACCAUAAACUCUCUUAUCCAGAAUCCACGUUCAAAAAACGAGGUCAACUAGCUUUAAUUCCAUCACGUGGUGUAGCAAAGUACUCACCUGCAGAUAACGAGAAUGAGGAUGUAUCUUUAACUUUGACCGAUUCGUUAAAUAGUCAAAAUGACAACGACACGAUAUUUUAUCAUAUCAAAUUAGUCGAUGAAGAGGAUCCAAAUAAAUCUUUUAUCUCGUUUACAAAAUGGUGUUUAUUACUAUCAUCAAAUUUCGAAGAUGAGAUUAUAAUUCACUUAGAUAAGGAUAGUAAUCUCUUUCAUUUUGAUUAUUACACUACUCAACCUCAAUGCACUGCUCCUACUGAUGGAUAUAAAAAUAGACAACCAAUAACCAAAUUCAAGACUACCGCUCAAACCAUCAAAGCCGUCAAAGGGGUUCGUCCUAAAUUGGCUAAAGCUGCACCACUUCGACCAGAUGGUACUAUAGAAACCCCACCACCUGAAAAAACAUUUUUGCAGAAAUAUUGGUGGGUAAUUGUGAUAGAUCACAUUGUUGGGGGUCCGGAUGAGGAAGGUCAGAGAGGUCAGGGUGGUCAAGGCGGUCAGGGUGGUCGACCCAAUGCGCGACAAUAA